CUUGAGGAGGCAGCGCGAUAACGUCAUCGUGGCGUGCCCCUGCAGCGGUUUAAAGCUGUGCAGGAAACCCCGUGCAGUCGCCAACGCCCGGUGCAGUCGGUGUCUUGUUGGGAUACAGCAAUAUUUUCAAUAUAAUAAAAGUGGAGACUUGAAAGUGACCUACAGCUAUGCAGACUAUUAAAUGUGUUGUAGUUGGUGAUGGUGCUGUUGGUAAAACAUGUCUCUUAAUCUCUUACACAACAAACAAAUUUCCAUCAGAGUACGUUCCUACGGUAUUUGAUAACUAUGCUGUGACGGUUAUGAUUGGAGGUGAACCAUAUACCUUAGGACUGUUUGACACUGCAGGUCAGGAAGAUUAUGACCGAUUACGACCACUGAGUUAUCCACAGACUGAUGUUUUCCUUGUGUGCUUUUCUGUUGUGUCACCAUCAUCAUUUGAAAAUGUUAAAGAAAAGUGGGUACCUGAGAUAACUCAUCAUUGUCCAAAAACUCCAUUCUUGCUGGUUGGGACUCAAAUUGAUCUAAGGGAUGAUUCCUCAACCAUUGAAAAACUUGCAAAGAACAAACAGAAGCCUAUCAUCCUGGAUAAUGCUGAAAAGUUGGCCAAGGACCUGAAAGCAGUCAAAUAUGUGGAGUGUUCUGCCUUGACACAAAAAGGACUAAAGAAUGUAUUUGACGAAGCAAUAUUGGCAGCCCUGGAGCCACCAGAACCUAAGAAGAAACGGCGUCCCUGUUCACUGUUAUGAGCAGUGUCUGCAGGCUGACAUUGAAGCAUUUGUUUUUUUAAAAAAAAAUUAAAUCAUCCUGCAAUAACACCCUGCACACAACCAGGAGGGCGAUGAUGGGAGGAAUAGAAUAGCCAAUGGUAAAUUUGUCCCCCCUUCUAAUGUAACAUUUAAGUAGACAUAAUGAAUUUCCUGUUCAAUUUAUUUUCCACUGGAUUAUUUGUCCAUAACUAGAUUUUAAUCUGCUGUUAAAAUUCUUUGCCACAGGCACGAAACUUGCACAGUAUUGCUUCUGUUUAAUGAACUAAUGGCUUUUUGUAAGAUUUUGCCACACUCCCAAAUGCUACAUCCAUCAACCUGGCAUCUCUGGUUCACAUUGUAUCACAAUCUAAAUCUAGUCUUGUCACGUGGCUUUAAGAAUUGCAAUUGGGUCCCUUAAUGGGGACUGUUAGUUUUUGGCCAAAUUCUGACAUAAUUGCCACUUGCAACACGAGGUUUUGUUAUUGUUCUCCAUUAAUAAUCUAAUUUUUGAAAGGCCUUAACUACACCAAUGACGCUUCAAGGGAGGGUGUGAAAAUGUAACAGGUGCUGAUGAUGGCACAAGAAAUUCUGAGCCCAAACUGGGGAUUGGAUCUGAAGAUGAUGUUGCUCAAUGACUGGGCUGUUAAGAUGCUCAUUGUGGGUUGUUUCAAGAUGCUGGUGAUGGUUUAUUGCACUUGGGAGUGAUGUAGGAGAUACUUAAACACGUGCAGACUGGAUUCCUGUGGGGAUGCUAAGGAUCUCGUAGAGUUCAGUGUUAAAAUUUGACCAAAAUUUUGAUCUACCAUUUUUGAACUGUGUUUCAUUAUCCUGGUAACUUUGGUUUAUAAUGAGCUUUAUUUCAUGUUGAGUUCUUUGUAUAUGCUUUUUUCAAAAUAUUAAACUUGUACCUUUAAUUGUCUUUCUUUAUUGAUGAACUGAAAUUGAUUACCAAUUUGGUUUCCCCACUUUUUCCUAAAACCAAUACUGUAUCAGAUUUGAAAUUUAAUGAUACUGGCUUUUUCCUGUAUCUGCUGCUGCACUGGCUAUGUGUAAAUGAAAUUACCAGCAAGCUUACUUACAGAUCAUCUUGGUUUCCUCAUGUUUUUUUUUGUGAAAUCUUAAUGAUCUUAAUCCAAACAUCAAUCCUUAAAUCUGAAUAAAUUGUACAUUCUGUUCAUUUUCAGGUAGCUCAGAACUCGUACUGUAUUUAACAAUGCUACCAAAAGUGGCUCAAAGUUACUUGCCAUUAAAAGAAUAUACUGAAUGAAAUUUGGGCAACAAUAAAACAUUAUGCAAAACUCCAGUAAUUACUGUAUUAGCCCACUUGGUAAAAUCCAUUUAAGUAGUGAUUGCACACAGCAGUUUGUAACUUCAGGAAAAUUUGGAUAUGUUCAUUUAGGACAUGUGCAUUGGUCUCUUCUAUUGUAGCAAUAAUCAUGCAAUCUUCAAAGCAAAACCAGUGUACCAUGACGUGUAUUUCUAGGAUGGACUGCCUGGAGGGAAAAAAGGUUGCAUUUAAAGCAGGUAAAUAUUCUGAAUUGGUGAACUGGGGUUGCAGGAGUCCCAAGAAUAAUGGUCAGCAAUCUGCAAGAUGUUGCAGUAAACUGCAUAUGGAAAGUUGAAAGGCCUUUAACAUUUCCAAGUUGCCUUGUGAUGUAUUUAUUUUUAAACUGUCCAUUUAUUAGCACAAUAUUCCAUAUAAUGGUGUGCAAGUGGCAACUUUCUUUAAACAGAUGGGAGUCAGACACCACUUUUUAUCCCUUGCAUUUGUUUUACAAUAUCAAUUGAUAAUGACAUUGUAUGUAUCCUUAUUAGAUUGAUAAAUUGUGGUGCAUUCACUUGGUUAUGAAUUUUAGUGUGGUAGUUGUGCUUGCAUACUACACUUUGAUCAUGGACUCUAGCAGUUGUCAGGACCACAAUGUGUCAUUUGAAUCUGUAACACUUGCAAAACAGAAAAAUAUUGAAAGGCAUGGUAAUUUCACUCAAGCCUAACCUGACAGUUUCUGUAACUCUUGAGUAGCUCUAGUGAAAUAGUUUGGAAAUUCUAGCUUUAAGGUUUCUGUACGAAAAAAGUUGUCAUGAAGCAUAGUGAUUAAUUCUAGUCUUAAAAUGUAGCAUGUAAGUAUGUAUUUUUCCUACUCAACAUUAAAAUGGUACAUUUUAAUUU
Molecule: messenger RNA, 2913 nt
Organism: Mobula hypostoma (lesser devil ray)
Lineage: Eukaryota; Metazoa; Chordata; Chondrichthyes; Myliobatiformes; Myliobatidae
Gene: cdc42
Product: cell division cycle 42
Exons: 6
Coding region: 168-746 (192 amino acids)
Biological process (GO): establishment or maintenance of cell polarity; modification of synaptic structure; endocytosis
Cellular component (GO): dendritic spine
Molecular function (GO): GTP binding; protein kinase binding; GTPase activity
Source: RefSeq, a predicted model, not a curated record